This is a messenger RNA of Camarhynchus parvulus, 9318 nucleotides long. It is a transcript of the gene FAM13B, whose product is annotated as family with sequence similarity 13 member B. Gene Ontology annotation, biological process: signal transduction. The transcript is spliced from 25 exons. Lineage: Eukaryota; Metazoa; Chordata; Aves; Passeriformes; Thraupidae. The record is from RefSeq and is a predicted model, not a curated record. The coding region runs from base 4235 to 7096 and encodes 953 amino acids.
UUUUAUCCAUGUGGUUCUUUCUUCCUUUAUACCCUUUUUUUAAGUGUGUAUGUUUGAAAGGUUUUCUCUCCUUUCUGCUGAACUUUACAUUUAAUGAAAUCUUUUGUUGUCUUGGCACUCUAGAAAUAUAAUCAGGUUAGUUAAUUUUAGUCUGCAGUGUAACUCUUAACCUUGUGAUUUCUUCAAAUUUAGUCAUAAUCAAGUUUUGAUGGGAGACCUCAGUACCAGACCUUUUUUUUAUUUUUUUGGGUCUUCUUUUUUUUUUUUUUUUUUCCCCCAUCUCUUGAAAUUCACAGAAUCAUUGCUGCAGCAUUGAACUCUUCGUUGAAAUGUCUUUCUCCUGCAGUAGGGGUGCUGAGCCUGUCCUUUAGUUUGGUGACACGUGCUCAAGGUUCUGACAGAGACAGCGUUUGGGUAGCGAAGGGGCUGUGAACCAUUUUGUGAUCGGCUGAGUUCCAGCUUGUAUUUCUGCUGACCUGUUUGGGAGGGGAGGAACAAACUGAUGAUAAAUGUAUGUAAUAGGAUAACUUAUGUAUAAUGAAUUAAGUGCAUUAUAUAUUUAUAGUUUGCUUUUUUGGUGUCUCUGAGAUAGCUUGGCUUCUGUUCUAAAGUCUUUUUUAACAGCAGUGACAAUUGUUAAACUGCUUUGGUUUUAUAACGUGAAGCUUGCAAGUUGCAUAGUUUUGCUGAUAAAUUCUUCCUGUCUGUUACUUUACUGUACUUUUAUAAUGCCAUUGCACCAAGGUUCUGCAUUAUCUGAUGCAGGGGCAAUGAGAUUUGUGUGGUUGUGGAGUAGAGCUUUGCAUUGGGGGGUGGCGAGUAGGAUGAAUAUAAUUAGCUGUUACACAAGAUACAAAAGCCUUUUUAUUUAUUAACUACUGUUGUUAAGAGUGUGAUGGGAUCUGUGUGAGCAGGAAGUUUCUUUAGAAUUCUGCACAUGUGCAUUGGCAGCAGCAGAUGAGAGCAAAUCUGGCAGUGUGUGGUGGUGGGUGUGAGCACUGAGCAAACAUCUACUUUUUCUGGUAUCACUGAUGGUUUUAUUUUCUUGCUACAAUGUACUUGGAGGAUUCUAAGUUGCUGUAAUUCUGUUAAAAAGCCUUUGGAUUUUAUCUCGUAAGUGAAUAUAAAACAUUAUUUUUGCUUAUCAAAACCAGCUAACAUUUUGGUGAUCUCUCAGCUUGUUCUUUAAAAGUGUAGAAUAUUUUUGGAAUGUUGCUUAAACCAGUCACUCUAUUUGAGGUUUUUCUAAUAGAUUGGAUCUGCCUCUUGUGAAGGUCCGUGGACGAUGGGCGUUUUCAGAAUGUGCUCAGGUUCUGUCAUCUGAAAUUGUAGACUAAACUUUAAUGACUGGAAAAUAAAUACCAAUCAGUAUUAUGGUUUCUUGGCUUGUAAAUAAAUAAAAAACCCCACAAAAUCCAAAAUUAUAUUAGUUUUAGUUAUCCAGAGGCAUUUUCAUGAGGUGUUUUGUUUCUUUCUUGCAUGGAAACGACAUAAAGGCUUAAUUUAAAUUGUUCUAAUUUGUAAAUUAGAAGGCUUGCUGCCACAUUCCCAGGGAACAAAAAUGGCAUUAGAAUUGCAUUCCACUAAAUCUUCUGUUGUAUUUUUUGUGCUUCUACUUGCUGUGUCAGUAUAACCAGUAUUUUGUCAGUUGAGUGGUUUUUGAGACUAUCUCAGAAGUGCUGGUGGCAAACGAUGGAGAAUUUCUGCUUAACAGCAUUGAGGUUUAAUGUGUGUGUGAAUGCACAUGUGAAGGCAUACACAGAAAAACAGCUCAUUAAUUAAAGAGCUGCUGUUCAUGCUUCUGCUGACUCUUUUUUGAUUGUGUGCAAAACUGCAGUGGACUGGUUUCCUUCUGAUUCCUACUUAACCAGAAAGCAAACAGGGACGUGAAGAGUUGGGAACCAUAAUGAGAAACAAAGGGAGCAGGAAAGUCACAUCUGCUUGAGAAGAAAUUUGUUCUAACAUGGAUUCCUUCAACACUGCAAGUUAAAUUUUGUAGUUAUACCUAAUUUCAAACAGUAUGCCUUAAUGGGGAUGGGAAUUGUGUUCUUAGACCAGCUUAUUAAAUUUAAAAUAAUAACUGAGCCAAAUUUGCCAGUCUAGACUUGUGACUAAAAUAUCUCUUGAUAGCUGAUUUCACUGAGCCAGAAAGAGGAAAUCUUGCUUUAAGAGUCUAUUUUAAGCUGAUCUUGCUGGUUUUAAAACUUUUAUUUUAAAUAAUUAUUGUUUUGACUUUUCAGAUAUAUUAAUUAGUACUUAAAUGUGAUUAUUCUUUUUACAUAGAGGAUGUUCUGUGUCUGUUCAAGCGCUGGCACGUCUCUGCAUGCCUUUUACUAUACUCUUGAGACAAAUUUGUCCUUUUCUGUGUCCUGGGUUUGUGAUAGAGUUCUGUUUGUGGGAUUAAUUUCAGUUUGUCUUCUGUAUAAAUUUACUGCAAGCCAUGUCCCCUCCCCGUCUUUUCAAUUUUGACUGGACUAUUUCAAAUGAGCAAAAUGCUCUUUUUUUACUUGUUAGCUGAACAAAAGCUGAAAAUCAGACGAGGAAAAGCUCUUUUGCCCAAAAGCAGUUCAUCCAUUGGGAAUGCUCACAGUAAUUUGAGUAUACAAAUGGCAUGAAAAUCAGUCAGUGCUAAUUGUUACAAAAUUCAGUUUCCUUUUAACUCAGCAGAACUUCAGAGUAAGACGAAGAGUGCUGGUUGCGGUUUUUUGGAGACAGAAAGAAGCGUAGCUCAGCAGUUGCCGAGUGGCUCCGUGUGCUCUGCAGAGAGCUGGGACUCAGGAGGUUCCCGGGGAAGGCUUCUUGCUCUGCCCUCGCCUGGCAGCGCCUCUGGGUGAUGUCAUGAGGACAUGAUUGCAUGAGGAGAGUUCCUGGGAUUCCAGCUUGGAAUCUGGGUCUUAGGUUUUGGCCAUCAUUUAGAUAUUUCUUCCUAGAAAAUCUAUUUAAAAUUUGGUAAUUUCCAACUUAGCCAAAAAAUCAAUUAUUUAUUUGGAUUGACAGUAUGUUUGCUGUAGGCAUCCAGGAGGACAUCACAGGUUUUGUCUAUAAGUAAACAUAAUACAUUAUUUUUCUUCAUCAAACAUAGAGGAAGAAAUGAAAAACUUUGAGACUCUAAUGUUUUUGUAGAAUUUUGUUUCUAAAUAAUUGUUGCAGACAUGGAGCAUUGAUCUCUUUGCACUGGAGGAUGUGUAUGUGAUCUGUUAGGGCCUGGUUUGCAGGCAUGUGAUGGUUCUCAGGGUCACAGCACUACGGUCUGAAAAACCCAAAAAACUUGAGGUGUGUUUCCUGAGAAGCUGGGACAGGCCAUUUUGUUGCUUUUUUCCCUAUCUAAAAAUCUUAGUUUUUACUGUUACGUGUAAAAAAAAAAUUCACUGGCGGUGUUUGCUAAUGCUAUGAAAUAAUAUAUUAAAAGCAGAGCAAAACAGCAGUCAGUGUUAGCUUUGGGUUUGUUUCAGAGACAAUAUGAAUUUCUUGCUACAUAAAAUGAGCAAAUAAAAGAAUUGCUUAAAUAGUUGAGACUUGUGGCAGACAUUGUACACGCAGAAUUAAUGUUUUCAUUCCUAUGGCACAGUUUCAGUUUGCAGCCUUUCUUUGUUUAUUUUUGCUUGUUGCUUCAUUCCUUUGUCUUAAGGAAAGGUGGUGGAACCCUGAGGACUUUAAUUUAAAAUGAUGCCCAUAUAUUAUUUGUACUUCAGUCGUUAAUGUAGAAGCUGAACUAAAUGUAAGUCUAAAUUUUCAUGUGUAUUCCUCAGAUAUUAGCAGUUAGCCAUGUAUUCUGUGGGGUUUUUAGUGGCAUUUCAUGUGUGGGUGUAAAUACUUCUCGAGUUGCCAAGAUAAGUGAAUGCUAUUAUGAUGGCAAAAUGAAACUCAUGGUGCUGUUUUCCCAGCAGACUCUGAAGAACUUGCCUUAAUUAAAAAAAGCAACCCAAAAUUUUUUAAAUAACGCCAGAGAGCACUGAAAUCCACAGUACAAAACAGAACUCUGUGUUUUACCCUCGUUUAAGAUGCUUGGGCUCAACAUGUUGCAAAGGACAUAAUUAACUGCUGAAGUACUGAUCGAGUUCUGCUAUUCUUCAAUGAGGAACUACAGGCUGAUCUUUUGCCAUAAUCUUAAACAACCAUAAAUGACAGAAGAAUGCUUGGUCAGUGAGGGCAGCUGGCGCAAAAAGCGUUUUUCAAACUCGGCUGUUUAAGUACUCUGAGAAAAGACAGCUUUGAUUUUUGGCUGCAAAAAGAUAUGAGGAAGAGCUCCUCCCCUUCCUUGAGUAACUGCAACUCUGUUCUUGCUAACAAAAUAUUUGGAAUUCCACUUGAUGAGCUGCAGCAAGAAGGGCAACCAGACAAUGAGGUUCCAUUCAUAGUCCGCCAUGUUGUGGACUAUAUUGAGGAACAUGGGGGUCUGGAACAAGAAGGACUUUUCCAAGUCAAUGGGAAUGCUGAGACAGUGGAGUGGCUCCGACAACGAUACGAUAAUGGAGAAGAUGUGGACCUGGUUAAAGAAGCAGAUGUACCCUCAGCUAUUAGCCUUCUUAGAUUUUUUCUUCAAGAACUUCCAGAGCCAGUUAUUCCAGGCAGUUUGCACAUACAUUUGAUGCAACUUUCUCAAGAUUAUAAUAAUGAAGAUGAAUUUGGAAGAAAGUUGAGGUUCCUCUUGCAGCAGCUUCCACCUGUUAAUUACAGUUUGUUAAAGUUUCUGUGUAAAUUUUUAGCAAAUGUAGCAUCACAUCAUGAAGAAAUUUGGUCAGCGAGUUCUUUAGCUGCAGUCUUUGGCCCGGAUGUUUUUCACAUUUACACAGAUGUGGAGGAUCUGAAAGAACAGGAACUAGUUAGCAGAAUAAUGGCAGGACUUCUGGAGAACUACUAUGAGUUUUUUGAAAAUGAAGAGGAAGAUUUUUCAUCUACUAAUGAUUUAAGCUCAAUAACUGAGCAGAUCAAUGAUCUCUUGGAAGAAGAGGAAGAUGUAAAGCUUGAGCAGUCAGAAGAACUUCCAGAAGACAGCACAGAGAAACCUGUGGAAAGGCCAGCUGUGGUGCAUCUAGAUAUGACAGGGAGUCUCUCAGAUUCCAGGAAUGUUACAGCAUCAACAAGUGCUCAUAUCUCUCCCAUAAGUAUCUUGCCAACCUCUGCAGACAUUUUAGAAAGAACAAUCAGAGCAGCUGUGGAACAGCAUCUUUUCGACCUGCAGAGCAGCUUAGAUAAUGAUCUGAAACACAUACAGCAACAACGACUGGGCUGUAACAAUGAAACAAAAAAUCCCAGUGGGGAUGAGGAAGGAUCUAACAACCAGAAUGAUGUUAUUGAAGAUAAUGACACUGGUAGCAGUGAAAACACAGGAGAAUGCUCUGAAGUAUUGGUUUGCACUGAUUUAGACAGUGAAGCUAUGAAACAUGAUACUGUAACUGAGGAAGAAGAAAGCAUUCAGAUACCAGCCCUUCCUUCUGCUGAGACUGCAGACAUAUUAUUGAAACCAUGUGAUGAAGAUGAAGAUGUUGAUGAAGAAAAUAAUAGUGAAAGGGAAAAUAGUAUAUUGCUUGAUGGCAAUGAUAGAAAAUCUUCAGAGGCAUUUCUGGAUUCAAGUAGCAAGACUUGUGAUCUUAAUGCAAACCCUGAUUCAGAGGUGCUGGGGGAUGGCAGCGUUCAUGUUCCCGAGGAAGCUCUGGCUGUCCAAGUACCACAUCUGGAUCUGAAGAAUGUGUCUGAGGGUGACAAAUGGGAAGCGCCAUGCCCUAUCACUUUCCCCCUCAUUGAUUUCAAAACAAUGCAUCUGCAGAGAGAAGGGGAGGAUCCAUUUCCUGCUUUCAAGUCUUGGCAGGAGGACAGCGAAUCUGGAGAAGCUCAGCUUUCCCCACAGGCUGGGAGGAUGACUAACCAUCCAUUGGAAGAGGACUGUCAUCCCAUUUUGUCACAUCGGAGUUUGGAUUUUGGGCAAAGCCAACGUUUCUUACAUGAUCCAGAAACGUUGGACUCUUCAUCCAAAGCACUUUCUUUUGUUAGAACACGAAGAGCAUCCUUUAGCUCAAAAGAUGACAAAAGGGAAGAUAAGACACCUUAUCAGCUUGUCAAGAAAUUACAGAAAAAAAUCAAGCAAUUUGAGGAACAGUUUGAAAAAGAGAAAAACAGUAAGCCCUCCUAUAGUGAUAUUGCAGCCAAUCCAAAAGUUUUAAAAUGGAUGACUGAACUUACCAAAUUGAGAAAGCAAAUAAAAGAUGCAAAGCAGAGGAGCUCAGAGGGAGAAUUCAUACCUCAAACACGUCCACGAAGUAACACUCUUCCAAAAAGCUUUGGUUCCUCUCUUGACCAAGAAGACGAGGAAAAUGAAGAUGAGAUGCAGGUUGUGCAGAAAGAGAAGAAGCCCACCAAGGAGGCUACACUGGAACUCAUUUUGAAAAGAUUAAAGGAAAAACGAGUUGAGAGAUGUUUACCAGAAGAUAUAAAGAAAAUGACAAAGGACCAUUUGGUAGAAGAGAAAACAUCUCUCCAGAAGAGCCUCCUGUAUUAUGAAAGCCAACAUGGACGGCCGGUUACUAGAGAAGAAAGACAUAUUGUGAAGCCACUUUAUGACAGAUACAGACUUGUAAAACAAAUGUUAACUAGAGCAAGCAUUACUCCUAUUCUUGGAUCGCCAUCAACCAAGAGGCGGGGGCAGAUGUUACAGCCCAUUAUUGAAGGUGAAACUGCCCAUUUUUUUGAAGAAAUUAAGGAGGAAGAGGAGGAAAGUGAUGGUUUGUCUACAGACCUGAAUGAAAUCUUAAAAACUGCUGCCCAAACACAGCCCGUUCUAAGCCCAGUUGAAAACUCUGAGUCUGAUAUUGAAGAAGGUCAAGAGAAACUCACCCGGGACCUGAGGCUCUCCAGCACCCGAGCUGCUUCUAUGCCUGAAUUAUUGGAGCAACUGUGGAAAGCCAGAGCUGAGAAGAAGAAGCUACGUAAGACAUUACGAGAAUUUGAAGAGGAGUUUUAUCAGCAGAAUGGAAGGAAUGUACAGAAAGAAGAUCGGGUCCCAAUGCUGGAUGAGUACAGGGAGUACAAGAAAAUCAAAGCCAAACUGAGGCUGUUAGAAGUCCUUAUCAGCAAACAAGAUUCUUCAAAAUCAAUUUAAAUUAUAUUCCUCCAACCUGUUGAGUAACAUGCUGUUUCCAUAUACUACCCCUGUACUUAUUGGGUGCUUGUGUUCAUGUGUCAUGCGCUGUUGAAAGAAUCCAGUUUGUGCACUUUACUGUGGUGCCACUAGGACAUGUUUGAAGGGUAAGUAGGUCCUGUCUAGAGAGCAAAUAAGGUUUCUGAGUUUGAGACUGCUCUAUCCAACUUUAGCAAACACAGUUUCCAUCGAAGUUUUGUAUUCCAGAUGCAUCCAUCCUGUUCCAAAACAACCAUAGCCUUUUUUUAUCUUUAGCAUUCAAGAACUUUGAGACUUUUGUUAUUACUAACCUUUUACAUUGUUGAAGAAAUUAUUAAUAUUGUAAUGCUACACCGAACUAUUCCUCUUGCCUAAAAAAUCAGCAAAUUAAGGGUACAGCUCUUAAUUCUUGGAACACUUAAACAGACUGUAAUUCCUUUCAAAGGACUGCUGUGGAACAACUUUGAUUUUUUGGUAUUCUAAAUUGCACCUGUACACAGUAAUAAUUAACGUCUAUGGAUUUUGCUCCUUAGCGGUCACGUUUCCUCCUUGAUAAAGAUGACAGUGGACAAAUCAGAAAGUGACCUUUUCUUAGUGGCUUUUAAACCUUGGAAAACUGAAAAGUUCAAUCACAUGCUGCCUACAGGACUCAUGUCAUUGUUGUUCAUUUGAUCCCUUUUUGGGUUGUUGUUUAUCAGCCAGUGGUGACGUAGUGUUUGGGCUGAAUUGGAUACGGCAUCUCCGCUUUCGGAAGAUUUGAGGAGCACAGUGAACACUGUGGUGGUUGGGAAAUCUGGUGGUGCUCAGACUUGUGUGGCUCCACAGAAAGGAGCUGGCUUAGGACAGUUAAAAUCCCACGGUACCUGAAAUGAGUAUGGUGUCAAGGGCUAAAAUCAGUGUAGUUAACGUGCACCACAGGGAGAACCGGCGGUUUGGAGUGGGAAGAUUACUGCUGUUUAUCACGGUUUUGUUUUACAGUUGGAGAAUAAAAAUACAUUAUCUAAUCCUUACGAUGUAAGCAAAACAGUUUAUGGGCCUUGCAUGAUUUAGCUUCAGAGUUGAAUCUAAAUAAUGUUUUGAGUAUCACAUCUGCUGUGCUGAAUGAUGAUUUAGGGACUAGCUUUGCUCUGCAGCAGCCAUCCGCAGCUGUUUCUGAUCUGGCAAAAUCAAAAUGUUAAUUUCAGCUGGUGCUUUCUUAGUUGUUUUUUUUAUUUUUUAUUUCAGUGUAUCAGUUUGAUUGUGGCCAUGUUUUGCAUGCACCUACUCUCACUGCAUGUUUUUAUGACUGGCUAAUGUCAACAUAGCAAUGAUUCACUCUGCUUUAUGAAAGACCAAAAAUGAACUUUCUCACAAUGUAAGAAAUGGCUCGCACGUAACCUCAGAGACUUGCUGUUCUGUCAUGAAGCAUAUGAAAUAGGUUGCAAGUAGGAUUUUUAGUGCUCAGAUUUCAUUUGUGUACUGUAGAAUACCUCUUGGUUUGUUUUACUCUGCUUGUAGGCGUGUAUUUUUGGAAUUCAGAAAAAAAAAAAAGCACUAAAACUAUUGAGCACUGGUGGUAUGCCUUUUUUUCUUUUCUUUUUUUUUUAACUGCAAAGUGAUCUGGGACCUUAGAGAAUUAUGAGGUUAAAAGUAGUCUUUGAGACCAUUUACCAAUUUUAUUCAGUUCCAUUGUGCAAUGUACACUUCAGUUCCUUUUCUAUCAGUCUGCAGACACGGGUGUAUCCAAACAUUGAAACUAAUGUGUACUGUAUAGUGUUGUACAUGAAUGUUUGUGUUUUAUAUACCACAUGCAAAAUGUCAAUAUGCACUAUUUAAAUGUUUUAAAUAAUAUAUUCCUCCUUUAUAAUGCUUAAAUCUAUAUGAUUCCAAUAUUUUUAUAAGUGAGUGAGUGAUCAGACUGGUUCCAAUUCAGAAUUAACAGCUGCUUUGUGUUUGUUAUGCAGUGUUUGGCUGUUUAUUCAGUAUAGUAGAUAAGCAUGGCAACAGUUAUGCUGAGUGUGUUUUGUGCCAUCCUUGUUGAGCAAUAAAUAAAUGGUAGAACUAGGCAUUUUGUGAUAUAACAGUUUUACUUUGGUAAAAGCAAAACCUAUAUAUCUAUAUGGAUAUAUAGAUAUGGAAUAUAUAUAACUAAACCAGAUAUAAUUGCAUUGCUAUGUCUGGUGCUCAUUGUAUAGACUUUUAUAAUAAAAGUACCUUAACCUUUA